GUAUACUAUUAUAAGAACGAGGUGGUGUUAUCACACAAAGAAAUAAUUUUGUAAUCUUUAUAAUCAAUCGUCGAUUGACGAACUAAAGCAAAAUCCUCAUUGGCUAGUAUGAGCUUCCAGCGAGUGUGCUUAGACGUUAUAUACGAUGCUAGGGGUUUCUGACUUAUUUUGUCUCACUCUUUAGCAAUGCUUCUUCAUACGGUACUACCGUCUGUAAACUCACCCUCGUCAUAGGGUGCACGACUCCUCCUUACCCAUUGGAAUUGCCGACCUUCUCUUCAACUUCUUCGUCUCAUUAGUCAUUUCUCUUUAGGGGAAUUCUUAACAACGAAUCGGGUGUUUUUCGUCCGUCCAUUUUACAAAAUUUAAAUAUCGUAGACAUACAUACAAAGGGACAAUGAUCGAGAAACUCUCUGAGAGACAGCUCACCAAUUUACGUGAAUUUUUAGACAACGAGUUUUCCACAAUAUCACAACGCUACCAAAAGAAGUUUCAACCAGACGGGUUUCAAACUCUCAAUGAUUUAAUUGAUGCAAGUAAAUCGUAUAUUGAAGUGAUUAGUGGAAUACCACUUCCCAGAUAUACUUAUCUGGCUUUAAAUUAUUUACUGAAAUACCUGGAUUUUUUCGUCGACGCUAUUGUGACGUUUCCAGCGAGCCCAAAACCCAUGUUUUCAUUUUUGAAACAGCUCGACGAGUUAUUUCAACAAGCUGUAAUUCGAGGAAACAUGUCGGUUACAGAAGGUGUCCGCGUAAAAAGUCUUACCGAGAGUUGUCGAAUGGUGGUCCUUUCGAAAAUGGAACGGACCGGCGGUUACGAAAAGGAAUGUACAGAAGUUUUUGAGGCUACUUUACAGGAAUUGAACAUAUAAUUAAGCUGUCUGUAGUCUCUGACUACUGUACUGCUGACUAUGAAAUUCGCCUUUUGACACAAUUUAUCUGCAAAAAUUCAGAGAAACAGCAAUCUAUAUCGUCAAACAGAGUAUGCUGUUUAAGAAAAUAAUCCGGAAUAUUUUGUGCUAAAGCAAUAUGUUUAAUCCUUGUUUUACCUUUGCUGCUGACUCUCAUUUCCCGU
This is a messenger RNA of Schizosaccharomyces japonicus yFS275, 1074 nucleotides long. RefSeq lists its product as hypothetical. The transcript is spliced from 2 exons. The record is from RefSeq and is a predicted model, not a curated record. NCBI's taxonomy places the organism in Eukaryota, Fungi, Ascomycota, Schizosaccharomycetes, Schizosaccharomycetales, Schizosaccharomycetaceae. Bases 398 to 871 code for a protein of 157 amino acids.